AUGGAUGUAAAAUCAUUUCUUUUCUCUUGGUGUUCAAAAAAAGGCAUAACGCCAUUAUUCGAUAUCCGUGGGACAGGGCCAAAACACCGACAAAGAUUUCUCUGUGAAGUUCGUGUAGAGGGCUUCACCUACGUGGGUGCUGGCAACUCUGUUACUAAGAAGGAGGCACAAAAAAAUGCCUCCAGAGACUUUAUUAACUACUUAGUACGGUCUGGUGAGCUAUCUGCUGGUGAAGUACCUGAAGAUGUUAAUGUUAAGCCCGAACAAGAAGAUGUUGGAAACCAAGUUUCUGAACAAUCCCAACAGCCUAGACCAGUGUUUCAGGAAGGAAUGGGCCCACAAAGUAUGGGUCAGGCAUACCAUGCCAUUGGUGGCCAAAGCCAAAACUUCACUUACAUGGAUCGUCUGCAACAACAGAAGAAUGUAGAAGAUGCUGAGGAUCUUGAUGUGAAUGCUAGCCUUCAUGGCAAUUGGACAAUGGAAAAUGCAAAGUCAAAACUUCAUCAAUUUAUGCAGAUGAAUAAAAUUAAUGCUGAUUAUAUGUACAAGGCUGUAGGUCCUGAUCACACACGGAGUUUCUGCUGUGAAAUGACAAUUUUUGUGAGGGAGUUGGGACGUAAUGUGACUGGACGGGAGACUGCUUCUAACAAACAGACUGCAAGCAAGUCUUGUGCUCUGUCUAUUGUGCGACAAUUGUACCAUCUUGGAGUUAUUGAGGCAUUUAGCGGCACUUUGAAGAAAGACAGGUCUUCUGAAGGUCUCAUGAAACCAUAUCCAGUUGCAAUAAGUCCACAACUUGAGGAACAAAUUGAGGAAACUUUGGAAGAUUUGGGGAUUGAACCAGUCAAUGUAGAAACAGCUGCAAGUCAACCUACCCCAGAAGGCCAGGAAGGACCUGUAGCUGUGACAUUACUGCAGGUGGACCGAGUGAAAGCUAUGAGAGAAGCCAGACCCACCCCUGGUGGAGUGGUAUCUUGGUCGCCGCCACAGCAAAACUGGAAUGCGUGGACUGGUUGUAAUAUUGAUGAAGGUCCACUUGCGACUUCUAGCUUGGACGACAUAAGCAUUGACUUAGAGAAACAUCACAGAGAUGCUAAUCAAAACAGUCAACUUUACCAGGAAAGCAUGCGAGAAAGGGAGCAGUUGCCAGUAUACGCAAUGCGAUCUGAAAUAAUGGAAGCCAUUAAUGACAACUCUGUUGUUAUAAUCAGGGGCAAUACUGGUUGCGGUAAAACAACACAGGUGUGCCAGUUCAUCUUGGACGAUUACAUAGCGAGCGGGCAAGGUGCGUGGGCUAAUAUUUGCGUUACGCAACCGCGUCGUAUUUCCGCCGUCAGCGUGUCAGAGAGGGUUGCCAGUGAACGAUGUGAAGAACUGGGCAACAGUGUCGGGUAUUCAGUUCGGUUCGAAUCCGUACUCCCGCGACCCUAUGGCUCUAUAAUGUUCUGCACCAUAGGUGUGUUGCUUCGGAAACUUGAAGGAGGCUUGAGGGGAGUUAGCCACGUUUUAGUUGACGAGGUGCACGAACGUGACGCCGAUACUGACUUCGCGCUGAUUCUCCUCCGCGACAUGGCCCAUACCUAUCCUGAUCUUCGAAUCAUCCUUAUGUCUGCCACUGUGGAUGUCACUCUGUUUAAAAGCUACUUUGGUGAUUGCCCAGUUAUUGAGGUCCCGGGCCGAACAUACCCAGUAAAACAAUACUUCCUUGAAGAUUGCAUCGAGCUUACUGGCUUCGUGCCGCCUCCAGAUACCCGCAAACGCAAAUCAUCAGGCAAGAAAGCUAACAAGGAUGACGAUGACGAUGAUGAUGAAGGUUUAGGAGAAGAACCAGAGGAGGACUUAAAUAAAACCUGUCAACUUGACGACAAUUACUCACAAUCAACCAAAGAUGCUAUAACCAAAUUAUCUGAGAAAGAUCUUAGCUUCGAAUUAAUAGAAACUAUAUUACUAUACAUUAAAAACUUAGAAAGCGAAGGCGCCAUCUUAGUUUUCCUGCCGGGUUGGAAUCUGAUAUUUGCAUUGAUGAAACAUUUAUUAAACUCGAGCGUCUUUGGGGACAGUUCCAAAUACGUCAUACUGCCGCUGCAUAGUCAAAUCCCAAGGGAAGAUCAGAAGAAAGUUUUUAUCACACCACCUCUUGGCCUCACUAAGGUAAUCUUAUCAACCAACAUAGCGGAAACUUCAAUCACGAUCAAUGACGUGGUGUAUGUCAUAGAUUCAUGCAAGGCGAAAAUGAAACUGUUCACGUCUCACAACAACAUGACUUCCUAUGCAACUGUGUGGGCUAGCAGGACCAACCUCGAACAGCGUAAGGGUCGAGCGGGUCGUGUCCGUCCCGGCGUGUGCUUCACGUUAUGUUCGAAAGCGCGCUUUGACAGACUUGACGAGCAUCAAACUGCUGAGAUGUUCCGUACUCCGCUUCACGAACUGGCUCUCAGCAUUAAGCUUCUCCGUCUAGGCAGUAUUGGUCACUUCCUCUCGAAGGCACCAGAACCUCCACCAUUGGACGCAGUCAUUGAGGCGGAGGCCUUACUUCGCGAGCUAGGCUGUCUCGACGCCAACGAUGCUCUCACCCCGCUUGGCACUAUACUGGCCAAGUUGCCAAUCGAACCCCGUCUGGGUAAAAUGAUGGUUCUGGGAUUUGUGUUCGGCGUGGGCGACGCAUUAACCACAAUGGCCGCCAACUCCACCACAUUCCCCGAAAUCUUCAUCGUGGAAGGUCGCCGAAGGUUGUCCAUGCACCAACGUGCGCUAGGCGGAGACAGAGCGUCCGAUCAUGUGGCUAUGCUUAAUGCUUUCCAGAUGUGGGAGCGAGAACAUUCAAAGGGCGAAGAUGCUGAAAUAAGAUGGUGCGAGUGGAAAGGCGUGCAACAAACCACUCUACGUGUCACAUAUGAAGCUAAAUACCAACUUACAAACAUACUGACAACUGCCAUUGGAUUCCCUGAGGAGUGCUGUUUACCCCAGAGAUGGGUUCCCACUGGACCGGACCCAAUUCUUGACCAAGUGAUUGCUUUGCUUUGCAUGGGAUUGUAUCCCAAUGUGUGUUUACAUCAAGGGAAGAGAAAGGUUCUAACUACCGAAGGAAAACCGGCUCUAAUCCACAAGACAUCGGUGAACUGCAGUAACCAAGAGCAAAAGUUCCCGUCUCCGUUAUUCGUGUUUGGUGAGAAGGUGCGAACGCGCGCCAUCAGCUGUAAGCAGACCACUAUGGUGUCGCCGCUGCAUAUACUGCUGUUUGGCAGCACGAAAGUUGAGUGGGUGGACAAUGUAGUCCGUCUGGACAACUGGCUAAACUUCAAGAUGUCACCCCGCUCGGCAGCUUUGGUAGUUGCUCUGCGACCAGCAAUAGAGAAGUUGGUGGAACGGGUGGCUGCUGAGCCAGACGCAGCCCUCAAUUUCUCACCUUCAGAAAAAAAGGUGCUGCACUGUCUUAAGUCGCUUUGCGUCUUUGACGCCGGUGAUUAUAACAUUCAGCGUGACGUCAGCACGCCUACCUUCAGAGUGGAUGGAGCAAAAAGAGGGGCGGGAAGAGGUUGGGGUACCAGUGGACUCAGAGGCAAUUUCGGAAGCGGAUUUGGAAAUCAAGGAGGCUUCGGAAAUAGAGGAGGAGGCAUUGGAAACAGGGGAGGUUUCGGAAACAGGGGAGGCUUCGGAAAUAGGGGCGGCUUUGGAACUAAGGGCGGAUUCAGUAACCAAGGCGGCUUCGGAAAUAAAGGCGGGUUUGGUUAUCAAGGUGGUUCUGGAAAUAAUGAUUAUUUUGAUGGUGGAUCAGGAAACGGUGGCAAUUAUGACGACAGUGGCUAUGGUAAUGGAAGUGGAUUCGGAAAUAAGAGCGGCUUUGGGAAAAGAGGCGGUUUUGGAAAUGAUGGAGGAUCUGGAAAUUGGAGUAGCUUUGGAAAUGGGAGUGGUUUUGGUAAUAAGAGUGGUUUCGGUAAUGACGACGGCUUCGGAGAUGGAGGUGACUACUCUAAUUCAGGGGGCUUCAACAAUAGAAGUGGUUUUGGUGGUAGAAGAGGUUUUGGUAAUAGGAGGCGUGGUGGUUGGAACUAA
Molecule: messenger RNA, 4053 nt
Organism: Parnassius mnemosyne (clouded apollo)
Lineage: Eukaryota; Metazoa; Arthropoda; Insecta; Lepidoptera; Papilionidae
Source: the annotation of a GenBank genome assembly